CCUGAGUAACCAAGGUUAAGAACCACUGGCUUAACCGGUCCUGGUGCCUUUAAUUCAUGUAAAUUAUCUAGGCGUUAUCUAAGUGUUCCCCUUUCCCUGCCUUGGGCAAGAGCUUUUUUCAUUUUACUUGUGCAAAGUUUCAAGAGAACACAGAAGCAAUAGGUGCUGAGCAGUUCCACCUUCUCUCUGUAACCUAUGAAAAUUUCCCAUCCUCUCCAUGCAGCAGAACCACCACUUUUGAGAGUGUGAGAGGUAUUCAGUGCAUUGCCUUAAGUGUCAUGCAUGGGACUAUUUCCUUAUAAAAUCACUGCGCUGUGAUUUGACUCACCUUCCUGUUUUGAAGGUUGAAGAGCAGCGGCAGUGUGAGAGUUAUUCAGUGCAUUGCCCUAAGUGUUAUGCAUGGGACUAUUUCCUUAUAAAUUCGCUGUACUAUGUGUCUAGUGCAAUAAAGACAAGGCUGGGUGUAGAAGGGAAAUUUAUUUACUUGGGGCUGAGGUGUCUGACCAGAAGAAGCUGGGAGAAGCAGAGAGCUGAGUGGAUGAAGCACUUUGGAAUAUAGAAGCAAAUAGGCCACCAGGGCUUGCUCAUGAGAUUUCGCUCCAUGAAGCUUCUCUGGCACUGCUCAAGGUACUACCUAGUACCCAAAGCUAGUCACAUGAUUUGGACAUCUAAGAGGUACUGUCAAAGGCUGGCUAACAUGGUUCAUCUCAGCGUCACCCCUAAAACCUCACUAGCUGAUUCACCCCUGUGGAUUUGUGCCUCUGGUCUGGCUCCCUCCCAGCCUGUGACCCUAUUUGCAUCACUGACAGAUGAAAAGGGAGUGAAGUUUGAAGCCAGAGCCUUCUACCGGGCAAACAGUGCUGGAGAAGUGGAUGUGAAGCAGGCACCCGCUCUGGGCGGACACUAUCAAGGUGUGUGGCCCAUGGGCCUAUUCUGUUCCCUGAAGCCAGAGAAAAUGUUCUUCAGAUUGCUAAAACGUGAUGUGGUAGGCAGCCCUUUUGACAUCCAGGUCAGCAUCUUCAACUCUUUUGUGUUGCUGGACUCACCCACUGAGGCACCACUUGCAACUUGUACUGUGGAAAGAUGGUUUGUGGCUCCCGGAGUGGAACGUUUCCAGAUCAGAAAAGGCAGAGUUCGGGGGGCCCUUUAUGUGCCUCCAGGGCCUGGGCCAUUUCCAGGCGUGAUUGACUUGUUUGGUGGAGUUGGUGGUCUCAUUGAGUUCCGAGCCGGCCUUCUGGCUAGUAAAGGCUUUGCUGUGCUGGCCUUGGCUUACUUUGGAUAUGAUGACCUGCCACAGAGCAUAACAGAAUUGGACCUGGAGUAUUUUGCGGAAGCAUCAACCAUGCUCUUAGAACACCCUAAGGUAAGAGGCCCAGGACUUGGAGUCAUUGGAGUGUCCAAAGGAGGAGAAAUCGCACUAGCCAUGGCCACCUUCUUAGAGCAAAUAGUGGCUACUGUGUGCAUCAAUGGGCCCACAAGAUUGCAUGGCACACCACUCCGCUUUCAUGAUGUCUAUAUGCCUGCUGCCCCCUAUUGUCCAGAGAAGUUUCUAGUCACUGAAAUGGGAAUCCUGUCCAACACCUAUGGUGCGCAAGAUCCUGAGGAUGAAUCCUGCGUCAUCCCUUUGGAAAAGGCCCAAGGGCACAUACUCUUUGUAGUGGGAGAAGCUGAUGCUAGCUUGAACAGCAAGCUGCAUGCUGAGUUGGCCAUCGCUAGAGCCAGGAAAUAUGGGAAAAAUAACUGCAUUUUGCUAUCUUAUCCAGGCGCUGGGCACCUAAUAGAAUCUCCUGGCUCCCCACUUUGCUUUAGCUCCUUCAUGCGGAAUUGUUUUAGACCUGUACAAUGGGGAGGCAAGUUAGAACUCCACGCCAAAGCUCAGGAACACUCCUGGAAGGAGAUCCAGAAAUUUUUUGAGCUUCAUCUUGGCCAGUCAGGAAGUAGUAAUUUGUGAUGUCCCAAGAAGUUCAGUCCACAUCUGGUUGUUCCUUAUAGUCCUCCAAAUGUGUUCAAAUAGGCACACUCUUGCAAAUUAAGAAUAUUCUCUUUUUUUCCAGUCCUUCAGUAAGGUUGGUUGGUGUCUCUGUGAUGUAACUGCCAUUCUCAGGAUAGGGAUAACUUGAAAUUGUUUGAUCAGAAUUAUAUCUCAGGUCUGGUAUGCCAGGCCAAUAUAUAUUUCAAUAUACUGUAAUUUGAAAAAUAAAGCAACCCGCCAUUAUGAAAUACAAAGAUCACUUACCAUAUCAAAAUACAGUAUAUACGUAAGAAAGAAUCAGCUGCAGCAGCUUGUUUGCCAUCUUUUUGUUGCAUAGGUUUACUGUUUCUCUUUUCAUUGGCAUACUCAUUUCUCUAAAAAGAUGAGGUUCAACAUGAUUGGGUUGGGUCCUUUUUAAGGAGAAAG
Molecule: messenger RNA, 2398 nt
Organism: Pogona vitticeps (central bearded dragon)
Lineage: Eukaryota; Metazoa; Chordata; Lepidosauria; Squamata; Agamidae
Source: RefSeq, a predicted model, not a curated record